CAUCGAUAUGUCGCGUUUCUCAUGUUGCCCUUGACUCCUUCCAUAAAAUUACUGUUUUUAAAAAGUUUUCUUUUAUUAUAGAGAACAUUUUAUUACAUGGAGUAUAUUCAAUUGUUAUAAGUGUUUUUUAAUGUGAUAUGAGUGUGUUAAGUUGUGGUGAAGUGUAAAAUUCGUGUAGCGUCACCUGACUGGACUCAUUGUCAUUUCCCGCCAUUGUGGCUUUGCUAAAACUAAUUUCGAUUUUUCAUAACAAAUCAAAAAUCAUUUAGAUGUGGAUUUAAUUAUUUGCGUUGUUUUGUGCCUGAGUAAUGUCAUUACACGGUAAUGACGUUUGUUUACUAGAAAUAGAAGACUACAACUUGUACGAAGAAGAAGCAUCUGAUCACGCUAAUUCAAGAGGGGACAAAUUGACAACAGGAACCAAAACUAUGGAAGCAGAGAAGCGAAUUCGGCGAGAAAUUGCUAACAGCAAUGAAAGAAGACGAAUGCAGAGUAUCAAUGCAGGCUUCCAAGCUUUGCGCACCCUACUGCCGCGUCAUGAAGGAGAAAAACUUAGUAAAGCUGCCAUACUGCAACAAACAGCAGAAUAUAUCUACUCACUAGAACAGGAAAAAACAAGACUUUUAUCUCAGAAUUGUCAACUGAAGAGGUUGCUGAAUCAACAUGAGGGAGGAGACAUACCCCUUAAGAAAAGAAAAAGUGAAAUCAUCACUCAUGUUCCCUCCAUUAUUCCCGAUUCUACUGAUGAUACUGUAACAAACUCAAGGUCUCCAGAACCUGUACCAGUUAUAACAGUCUCAGGAGUCACACAGAAGAAGGAUUGUGAAAAUGGAGAACUACGGGCGCAGCUUGAACGUGAGAGGCAAAUGCGCCGCUUGCUUGAAGACCGUCUCACUAGCAUGGAAACACAAAUAACACACACAGUUGUACAUUACGAAGAAACAGAUACAGGUGACUGUAAAAUGGAGAAAGAACAAGUGGAAGAACCUCCAGUACCAGAACCUGAAAGACCUGCUGUGUCAGCCCCUUUACUGGAAGCUGCUAUCAAAGCAGAGCCACGUGUGGAAGUAGAAGUUCUUCCUGAUGCUGCCCACGAUGCCCCUUCACGAUUGUAUCUCCCUAGCACAAGCCGCCAGAAUUUAGAGACUAUUGUAGAGGCAAUUCGACACUUGGAGGGUGAUCAUCUGUUUGGAGAGGUGGGUACUGAUGCUCCUCUAGCAUUGACAAAAAAAGUAGAGCGUGCACCGCCUCAGCGACCAGGAGUUAUAGUAGUGAAGCAUUCGUGAUUGCAUUAAACUAGUCUUGGACUUUCAACUCGUUAAAUCGAUUCUAUUUGAAGAGACCUCACCCUCCUCGAAUAUUUUUUAGUUGUAUAAAAUGUCUUUUCCAAAGUGACAAAUCGAUAAGUCUGUGUUUUGGUUAUAAUGCUUUGAAGUUAAGUUGAGUGAGAGAUUAAUGUUUGAUGCAUGAAGUGACGUAAGUCGAUUGGCGCUGUGCUUAGUUUAGUCUCAAAUUAAUUAUGUUAAACAAUUAUUAUUGAUUUACUCAGGUAUAUUACAGUUAUGAAUUGAUCAACGAUUGACUGAUUUUGAUAAGAAUAGGUGAAAAUGUCUUGUACCUAAUACAUGCCGCGUGCCAAUAUAAUUUCCUUUAAAGUCAUUUACAGAUUUAGUUUCUUCAUAUAAUAAAUACAUUUUUGUCUUGUGAUAGUCAAUGUUCUUUGGAAUGGAAUGUAAGGAGCAAUAAUGCUUAGUUUGAUGUUGAAGAGGUUGAUAGUAGUGAAACAGCAAUAAUUAAGGAAUACCUAAUUAUUUUGAAUAAAUUAAUUAAUAAGCUAGAUAUUACUAUAUGUGGGCAUGCGGCUAUUAUACAAGCUGUUAUUUUAAGUGUACAGGGGGGCCGCAAAUCUUUUUAACUAUUAGAGAAAGAGAAAUUUUGUUCUAUGAAAACAUACUGUCAGAGCAAAGUAAAAUGCAUUUAGAGAUUUUCCAGUUAUCCUAUGCACAGGUCAAGUCAAGUUAGUCAGGUUCGUGUUCAAUUUCCAACCACUAUAUGUAUAUAUUUAGUGACUUAGUUCAUCAGUAUCAUGACCAUAGUUCUUAGACAUAAUUUCUCUAAAGCUAAUAUUUUUGAAAUUUUGGCUCAUUGACACUUCCCAAAAUAAGAACAUACUGUACAUAUAAUUUCUUUAUAUUUUCAUUUAUGCUAGUUGUUUCUCAACCUAUAUUUGUCAGCAAAUAGUAAUAAUUUUACUGUUUAUACCCUGACAGCUUCUUUUCACCUACUUUUAGUGUAAAGAGUGACACCUGAUGGUAGAAAAAAUACUUUUUUAUAUUAAAAACUCCCACAUAUGUUAAUGAACAAUGCAUUACCUAAUAUCUUCUAAUCCAGUGUAGUAUAUUGUUAAAAAUUCCAGUGAUUUUAUAAUUGAUAUUGGUAAGUUAAUGUUAGUGGCAAUUGAUAUAUCUUUAGUAAUGCAUUCCAAGUGAUUCUGUUUUUCAGAAUGUGUGCGUACUCUCAUGACUUUGACUUUGUAUCAAUCAAGGCUUUGAGGGAUAUGAAGCUCUGACCACAAUUAAAGGAUUGAAAAUGUGAUAGAGAAAUUAAAGAAAUUAUGAAUAAGUUAUUUUAUGAAAAUUAAUUAACAUGCAAAUAUUCUGUUUGUUUGCGUUAUUCACACAGUAGGUACCUAUUUAAUAGUAAAGAACACUGACAACGUAAAUAUGAAUGUCAUACUUCAGUAUUUUUCCCCCACUGCAUGAAAAUCAAAUGAAAUUAUUCUGUACAACAUAAAUCAGAAGAUUGUUAGGUAAUACUUUCCUAUAUGGAGUUAAUCGCGAGAGUUGCACGCAAGUCUUAAUUUUUAGUACUGAACAUUUUUUCAAAAUAUCGUGUUGUCUAAUAUUAUGAAACUGCAGAGUUGGUAUAUGUAUGUUUAAACAUGCCUUCCAGUUCCAAAACAGUGGAAUAUGAAAAAUAUUUUUUUGAGUUCAUAUAGCCCUUUUAUUGAAGAAGGUUAUGUUAAAUCGUGAAGCACAGAGAGGUUUUGUUAUGUGUUGCGUGUAUCUCCUGUUGAUCAUGCAGUAGUCUGUGACCAACUUAUGAUUUGUAACAGUAUAUGAUAGAAUUUGUUAAAUAUAAAUAUUGCUGAUUUUAAUCAUAAUUGAAUAUUCUGACUUGGUUUAAUAGUUAGCCAUGUUAAUAGAAUAAUUGUAAAAAAAAUUAACAAAAUUCAUUUUGACUUAAUCUAAAGGGAAUCAAAUGCAAAUGAGAUGCGACAUUUGAUCAAGUUGAAUGCUAUAUGCAAAAAAUGUUUAAUGUAAACAGCUUUGUAGGCAGGCCUAUGCUGUUUCAGAAUCUUCAAAAUGAAGACAAAAACUAGGAUUCAAAUAUCAAGUAUAGCCUAAUAUAAUGAUAAUGAACCAAUCAUCAUCAAUAAAUACAUCUUAGAUUGAUGUGAAAAGCGUUUUUAUAGUUUUACUUUACUAGAUGUAGAGAUUGUCAGUUUCCCAGCUCACAACUUGGUGUAUAAAGUGAUUUUAUUGUUUGCUUAAUUGUGCUGACCCUUUUUGUUAAAAGAUUAACCAGCAGUGCUUUUUUGUUAAUAUCUUCUUAAGUUUGAAUGUAUUUUAAGUUAGACUCAGUAACAGAGUGAUGUACAAUGUAUUGUAUAAAAUAGUGCCGUGAUCCUGCGUAAAGGGUCAUAUGAAUUUAUUAAGACUGAUCAUUAAUUCAUUAUUAAGUUACGCUAGUUCGAGCCACAAUAUUGGUCGUAAUUGUGUGUUUGUGUGCGUUUUAAUUAUGUAGUUAUUUAUAUGUGUGUAUGAUAUUGUGAUACUGGUGUAUAUUAGACAAUUGACUGACAGUUUUAUGUGAGAUUCAUUUAUUUAACAUCUAGCAAUAACUGAGUCAAUCCUGAUAGUAAACAAAUUAAAUGUUAAAUUAUAUGUAGAAUCUCCCUAACUCUGUUAGUUCUAUGACAUAAGCUAUACGUUUAUGACUGUUGUAUGUAAUUUAUUUUUGCAUUUGUGUUUCUAACAUAAUACUACCUAGGAACCUCAACAAGUUUAUAAUAAUAAUAUUUAAUUGCAGAGUUCACUUCUUCGUACGGUAAUUUGUUUUGUAUACAAUAGUAUAUUUUAAUUAAACAUUAUAUCAACUUUAUUUUGACAUUUAUAAUUGCAUUCAUAGUUUUAGUAAUGAACUUUAUGAUAUACGCUGUUGCAAAAAAAAUCCGUAAAUGAUCAUAUUAUUUUAAUUCAUAUUCAAACAAGAUAUAACUUUACAACUUUUGGUAGGGUACAUUUGUCUCUAAAAGAUUCAGUGAAGAAGUGUUACGGUGUAAUGCCUGUAGAAACCGAUUAGGCGGUAUGACUACCAUACUCCAUAACACGGGUUACAAUCUUAGGUUGCAUCAUUACUUACCACCAGGUAAUACCUAUUGACAUUGAAUAAAGCUAUGAAGUUGUUUGAUUCAAUUUCUAUCUAAAAAUCUUUUCAAUUCAGUAUUCUACAACAAUUUUUAUACAAAAAUAUUAGUUUUGUAUAAAUGCCAGUAACGUUUUUCAGAUUUAAAACACUUUUUUUUAAAGAUAUUAAUCAAUUUUAAAAGAAUGAUGUGAUCGGAUUUAUUGCAACACUAUUAUUUUACUUACAUGGUUUAAUAUAAUUUUUAAAUAAAAUCCAAUUAUAUAUUAUUUCUUUUUUUAUUUAAAAUAUUGUGAUAAAAUUAGUGGAGAACUCUGCUGUUAAAUACUGAUGAUGACGUUUGGAACUGAAUUCACACUCUGUUUCUGAGUCCAUAGCUGUAAGGAGUUGUCUGCCUCCCGCCUUUUAUAUUAUGUCAGUAUAGGAUAAAACGAUGUAACAUAACGGACUUGGUUAUACUAUUAGUGUAGUCAAAAGUAUCUAGGUAAUAAGAGAUUUUAAGUCAAAGAAAGCAAGUUAAAUUGUUUAAAAUGUGUUAUUAUUUAUGUCUUAAAGUAUUAAAAUGGUUAUUUCUUAUUAAUUAGUUUGUAAAUGAUAAUCACCAGUAUAUUCAUUACAGCUUUCUUUCAAAUGUCUCUAAAACCAAUAAAGCAGCAUUUUAUCAUAUAAGCAUAAGUAUUUUAAAAUACCAUUUGAAAAUAUAUUAUGGUAAUAUCGGAAUUUCUUUGAAUUAGCAAUGUUUUAUUGGAUUUAUAGUCAAUGAUAAUAUCUUACUACCAUUUUCUACACUCUAUCUCAUUUAUUAAUUUUAUGUUAGUAUGGUAUGGAUAUAAUCACAAAAAUUUAAUCAAGAAUUCAUACAAUUUGCUCUGCAUUUUUAUAUUAGUUUUUUAAAGUAAAAUUAUUUUAAGAAGCUCAAAUUCAGUUGAUGAGUCUAUUAACUUAGGGAUGGGGUGAAAAUACAUUAUUAGUGUACAGUUUAUAAUCGAAAACCACCUGCUUUUUUACCAUAAACAAACUUUGUAAGUAGUUAUAGGCGAUUCGCGAACGAUAUCUUCACCUCAUUCCUAACAGACUCCAGUUCCUAUAUAUUAUAGAUAGUUAUGGUAAAAUAAUUUUUACAGCUCGUAAUUAGGAUAAUAAUGAUAAAGUGUAGAAAACGAUGUUUCCUUUUAUAUAAAGUUGGUAAAUAUUGUCUCUGAUUUUAAUUGUACCACAUUUGAACUACAUUUAUGAAUAUUUAUAAAAUAUUGAUA
Messenger RNA from Pararge aegeria (speckled wood butterfly), 5684 nucleotides. RefSeq names its product transcription factor AP-4 (gene crp). The transcript has 3 exons. Gene Ontology annotation, biological process: regulation of transcription by RNA polymerase II. The record is from RefSeq and is a predicted model, not a curated record. NCBI's taxonomy places the organism in Eukaryota, Metazoa, Arthropoda, Insecta, Lepidoptera, Nymphalidae. Gene Ontology annotation, cellular component: nucleus. Gene Ontology annotation, molecular function: DNA-binding transcription factor activity, RNA polymerase II-specific; protein dimerization activity; RNA polymerase II cis-regulatory region sequence-specific DNA binding. The coding region runs from base 309 to 1286 and encodes 325 amino acids.